GUGAUGAUGUCUUCCUUCCAGGAUUUCCUUUUUCUGGGUUGCCUUGCAGCUUACCUACCUACCUACCUACCUACCUACCACACUCGCCCCCUCCCCUCCCCCUUCCUUCCUCGCCAUGCUUGUUUGGACUACGCAGGUGCGUGUCUCGUAUGCCAUAACUGCACAUGUGGUCAUCGAUGACCACGUAGAUGGAGGAAGAAAAAAAAAAAAGACGAGGCCGGGAAGCCAAAGCCAAGGGCCCAAGACGUGUCAAAAAAUCCGGGGUUGCGUUUUGCCGAGCUCUGGUUGGCCUUGUGGGCUUUGCGCUAAAGCCUCCAAUAUCUGACGAUGGGCAAAUGCAUGUGUACGCCUCUUCCUAGCAUGAAUAGGUAGGUAGGUAGGUAUAUGUAG
This is a messenger RNA of Hypoxylon fragiforme, 390 nucleotides long. RefSeq lists its product as uncharacterized. The transcript has 2 exons. The annotation marks the transcript as partial. The record is from RefSeq and is a predicted model, not a curated record. Lineage: Eukaryota; Fungi; Ascomycota; Sordariomycetes; Xylariales; Hypoxylaceae.